Molecule: messenger RNA, 606 nt
Organism: Acaulospora colombiana
Lineage: Eukaryota; Fungi; Glomeromycota; Glomeromycetes; Diversisporales; Acaulosporaceae
Source: the annotation of a GenBank genome assembly
AUGGGCGUAAUGUGUUCGACUAGCGAGGAAUAUAAGACAUCAUACUGGAAGGACUUUAACGAAUUAAGAACGGAAGGGGAAAAAUUAUGGGAAGCUGAACCGAAGUUAGUUAGUGCCGAGGAGGCAUUAUACAUGCCAAACAUUGAAUCUCAUUCGUUAUCCAAGUCGGCGGUUAACACGACAGACUUGCUGGAGGGUCACACUUCUUUGGUUGCCAUAUACUUUAAUCAGUUUGGCGAUAAUCAUACGCAAACUUUCACAAGACCAUUUCUCGACGAAUUCUCGGAUCACAACAGGAUACAGCUCAUGAAGGUUAACAUUGAAGUGAACUUCGCGAAGUCCCUUAUUCUUAGACUCUUAACUCCAUAUCUCAAGAGAACAAUUCCCGCGUCUCUUCACAAUAAUUACAUCCUCCUAUUCCACGAUGACCCUAGUCUGCGCGAAGCUCUCGACAUGAAUAAUUCGUGUAGAGGCUACGUCUUUUUGGUCGAUUCUAGUUGUAAAUUAAGAUGGUCUGCUCACGGGAAUGCCACGUCGAGGGAGAUUGAGUCAAUGUUGAAGUUAGUUAAAACGCUGGACGAACAAAAUCAAUCGACAAUCAAAUAA